Messenger RNA from Nomascus leucogenys (northern white-cheeked gibbon), 2082 nucleotides. RefSeq lists its product as uncharacterized. The record is from RefSeq and is a predicted model, not a curated record. NCBI's taxonomy places the organism in Eukaryota, Metazoa, Chordata, Mammalia, Primates, Hylobatidae. The transcript has 4 exons. The coding region runs from base 19 to 420 and encodes 133 amino acids.
CUACUGCGCUCUCUGAGGAUGUGGAUGCUGUUGAUCUGCGGCCCACACUUUGAGAAAUACACAAGUGACAGCUGUGGUGGAAAGAACUCCAAUCCAGGAAUCAAAACGUGUCUUCACAUUGUGGCCAUGGAACUUGGGGGUCUUGCUUUGUUGCUCAGGCUGGAGUACAGUGGUGCAAUCUUGUCUCACUGCGGCAUCGACCUCUGGGGCUUAAGCCACCCUUGCACUUCAGCCUCCCAAGUAGCUGGUACUACAGGGGAUGCAACAACAAGGUGCCAUCUUGGAAGUAGAGACCAGGCCCUCACCAGAGACCAAACCUGCUGGUGCCUCGAUCUUCAACUUCCAGCCUCCAGAGUGUCAUGGUUUCUGGAAGAAAAGACUCAAGAUGUUCUCAGUAGCUGCCGUUUUCAGACAUCAUGAAAGUCUUCUCCUACCCUCUAUAAAAACAAACAAACAGUAAAACUCUACAAAGGAAAAGCCCACAAAAACAUGCUGACUUUAGAAGAAUCCAUGAUUUGGAAUAUUUUUAUAAAUAUCUAAGAAAACAGGAGUCCUUUCCAUAUAUAUGUUCCUUGGAGAUACUUUCCAUAUAUAUAGUCCUUGGAGAAUCCAGUUUUUAUGAGAAAGGUGAUUUCCAAAAUCUCUUACACUUUACAAUUUCGAUUUUGGCCUGAGCAUAUCUCUCGACUGAUCUACCUACCUACAUACUGAUCUAUCCUGGAUAGAGCACUGGACAAAAGGUAGGCACUGUUUACAAUCCACUGACAAGAAAACACAUGAAGAAGCAAAUCCCACAGCGCUCUGAAACCUGGAAGAGAUGGGUUCUACAUGGGUCUGAUGGGAUUACUGUACUAACCAGCCUCCGAAUAUCCCGCUCCGACUCCCACUUGAUCUUCGAGAUGGCUUCUUGGUGGGACUGAUGCUCACUCCGAAGGUCCCCAGCCUUGAUUUUAUCUGCUUGGAUCAUAUUGCUCAGAGCCUCGUCCACCUGCUUCUUGGCCGUUUUCAGGUCCGCAAUUUCCUGUAAGAGCUUAAGGCGCUCUGUGUCAAACAGUUUCCGGGCCUCCUCCCGGGCCUCAAUGGUGAGCGCUGUCCUUACUUUGUCACUGCUGCCGUCGCGGAGAGCACAGAGAGCAGACUUGAGCCUCUGGAUCUCUCCGUCACGUACCUUCACCGUCCUUGACAUUUCCUGCUCGUGCUGCUUGAUAAGGUUCUCCCUCACAGCCUGCAGCUCCUUCAUCUUCUCUUCAUGGAGCUUGGCUUUGAGUUCUGUCACCAGCACCGUGUGCUUGCGCUGCUCCAGCUCACGAAUCCUCUUCGCUUCUUGAGUCUUCUCUCUUUCAAGCUUUGAUACCUAAAAACAGAGAGGCGAAAGGAUGAAGAGAAAUGAGCCUCAAAGGACGGGUGUGCUCCUAGGCAAGAUUUGCAGCUCAGGCCGCUGUGAUCUCUUAAUUCCUCAUCUCUUUUCCAAUUCCAGGCCCUCUGAGAAAAAAGAACUACAGGCCUUGAAGCUGGGAAUACAGUGUGUAAAAGGAGGAAAUACCUGAGGAUAUUUAUAUUACUUUGUUCAGAUGAAUAUUUGAUGUUCUGGGGCCUUACUAUGCAAUGUGUGGUCUGCAGACAAGCAGCCUCGGUAUCACCCAGGAAGCAUGUUAGAAGCACAGAAUCCCUGGCUUAGCCCCAGAUCUAUGACUCAGAAUUUGCAUUUUAACAAAUCCCCAUGCGAUUUAGUAUACGCAUUAAAAUUAGAAAGUAUCGCUAUCAUGGUUUUUCCCUUUACGGGGAAGGCUGCAAAGCAGAUCGCCUGGAGAGCCUUUUAGACUACGCAACCCUAGCUAGAUCCAAACUGAUAAAUGUGUGUCUUAGAAUAGCUCACAGUUUGAUAUUGUGAUCAGGCUAAUAAAUUAGUGCCUCAAGUGAUAUUAUUGAGCAUCCCCCUCCCUCUUUUCUUUCUUUCUUUCUUUUUUUUUGAAGAGAUGCUGCUGCUGCUAAGGAGGUGAAAAAUGAAGACAGUUGAUAAUAGCUUCAACCUUACCUUUCUUAGUAUGGCAGGUUAGUUUCAUCCCCAAAUUUUACACACAC